Messenger RNA from Drosophila subpulchrella, 1845 nucleotides. RefSeq lists its product as uncharacterized. The record is from RefSeq and is a predicted model, not a curated record. Bases 693 to 1712 code for a protein of 339 amino acids. NCBI's taxonomy places the organism in Eukaryota, Metazoa, Arthropoda, Insecta, Diptera, Drosophilidae. The transcript is spliced from 2 exons.
UAUUUGCGAAAGGGAUCUAACAGACCUUGAGAAACCUUUGCUUAGAGGAUAGAACUUAAAUUAUCAUGGACUUUUCAACAAGUACUUCUUAUUCACUAAAUUGGUUAUUCAAUAUAUCGAUCUGAACUUUAGGUUCUAUAUUAUAACUUGAAUUUAAUUUUGUAAUAUGACGAAUAGGUUCAUUUAUACCCCUACCUAUACGUUUAACCGUAACCUUACAAGAUUUUGUAAAAUUCAUACAGAAGAAACAACAGCUUAUAACAAAUCUGCAGACAUUGCCUGUCUAUCUGCAACUUCAAACAUUUUUGAUGGCCGUCAGCUGGGUGAUGGACGUACUGUUGGUACCAUCUAGGACAUAAAUUCUAGAUGGUCGUGCGGUAACUGUCUGUACACCCGGAAGUGCGACUACACUCUCCCCGUGAGGGCGGCUGGAAACAGGUCCUUCGGCAAGGUCAUGUCUCUGCCGAGGGACGCUGGCGAAUGGUAGUCGGGCGAAGAGAAGACAACUCUGGAAGAUCACCCCAAUCCAAGGCGGAACAGCCGGCGCCGAGGGAUGAGUGGCCGAGGGGUAACUCGGUCCUGAGCCGGCGAACUCUGCGCACCUGUCGACCCGCAGUUUCAAUCCAGACUUCCUGCGGCAUCUCGGGCUCUGCUGUGGGCGACCUCCUUUCCCGUGCACUCGUGGGAACCAAAUGAAUAGUCUAACAAUAAAUGAGUCCGAUGCUGCUCCAAAGGCAUCAACCAUCCAGAAUUCAGGUCCUGGCUUUGUGCGGCUGAAAAGCAAGCAAAAGAAGCUGCUGCGAAAGGCUCUUCAAGGCGGACUGACCAGAGAAAAGGCUCUAGCAGUGGCGCAAGCUGUGCCCAUUGCCAAAGGACUCCUGCCUGCUCCCUAUGGAAUACAGACCAGUAAUCCCUAUCCCUACUCCACUUUCGUUAAAUGUGUAAGAAUCGGUAUGGCUCCGGAGUCUGCUGGGACUCUGCUGACCACCGAGGAAGUAACCAGGAUCAAGGAGGCCAUAGUUGAUGUUACCGUGAAGCAUUCUGGCAGCCAGAAGCCCCAGUUCGAGGGAUGUGUUCCUCGAAGAGGAUGGCUUCUUAUCACCUGUUCCAACUUAUCCACCGCAGAGUGGUUUAAACAAAAUUUCUGCCACAUUCAGGACAAAGUAGACAUUAAACUGAAGUUAAUGAAAGAGUCAGAACUCCCGAAGAAAAAUGUGGUGCUUGGAUACUUUCCAGACAGCCUAUCCACCAGCAGUGAAAAGGUCCUGCAAAUCAUAGAGGCCCAGAAUUCAGUCUCAACCGCAGAAUGGAGGGUUAUGAGGCGAUUGAUCCAUGGUGAUUUCUUACACCUUGUCAUGGCCAUAGACAAUGAGUCUCACAAGAAGCUGAUUAAGAUGGGUGGGCUCAUCUUCUACCGAUUCGGUCGCUUAAAACUGUAUUCGAAAAGCGCUUCGGAUAGGAAAACGGCAUUAAAUGGUAAAAACCUAACAUCAAAUAUAUCACCAGUAGAAAAAUCCUUUGAAAAACCCGCUCCAAGUCAGACUGCUGCUCAAGAUCAAGCUAUAAGAAAUAAUGGUCCUUGGAAUCCCUGUGAUAAUCCUUGGAAUACCCACAAUAAUCCUGGAAACCAAUGGAAUCAACAACUUAACUUGUGGUAUUAUCCAAAUUAUCCACCGCACUUUUGGUCUGGAUCCGGCACCUGGAAUAGAUAAAACAGAAUGAUCAACCUUUGUCUGAAAGCAACUGAUGGAACGGGUUCUACAAAAAAUAACCAAAGGCCAAGUCAAGAAUUUCCUGAGCUCGACGUUUUUCCAGGGAGAUAUUUAGUACAAUUCGUUUUUAGAG